This is a messenger RNA of Phacochoerus africanus (Common warthog), 2378 nucleotides long. It is a transcript of the gene DTX3, whose product is annotated as deltex E3 ubiquitin ligase 3. The coding region runs from base 353 to 1417 and encodes 354 amino acids. The transcript has 5 exons. Lineage: Eukaryota; Metazoa; Chordata; Mammalia; Artiodactyla; Suidae. The record is from RefSeq and is a predicted model, not a curated record. Gene Ontology annotation, biological process: protein ubiquitination; Notch signaling pathway.
UUUGUUUUGGCGCGGAAGGGCAGCGGCUUGUGGAUAGAUGGGGUCAAAGGAAACGUGAUUGUCACCUGUGAAGGGGAAGGGGGUGCCAUCCUCUCUCCUUCCCUUUCCUCAGUCUGCACCCCUGCAAACUCCCCCCCCCACCUUCUCAGGGUCUCCCCCCCCUUGUUGCUAAGGCCCAGACCGUCAUCCCAGCAACAGCCUCAGUCAUGUGACCGGCAAUGGCGGCGCUGACGAGAGGUAGUCCCGAUCAGCUGACUGUGGAAACGGAUUUCUGCUGCUAUCAUCGUCCAUGGGCUUUCCAGGUCACACAACCUACAAGUAGGGAGCAGGGACAGAGAGAGAGCGAGCCUGCAUGCCAAUUCUAAGCUCUUCAGGAUCAAAAAUGGCAGCCUGUGGAGGCACCUGCAAGAACAAAGUGACUGUCUCCAAGCCUGUGUGGGACUUCCUGAGCAAGGAGACCCCAGCCCGGCUGGCCCGGCUUCGGGAGGAGCACCGUGUGUCCAUUCUCAUAGACGGCGAGACCUCUGACAUCUAUGUGCUCCAGCUUUCCCCUCAGGGCCCUCCCCCAGCCCCUCCCAAUGGGCUCUACCUGGCCCGCAAGGCUCUCAAGGGGCUGCUGAAGGAGGCAGAGAAAGAGCUGAAGAAAGCUCAGAGGCAGGGGGAGCUUAUGGGCUGCCUGGCUUUGGGGGGUGGAGGGGAGCACCCUGAGCUGCACCGCCCAGGCCCACCCCCUCUCCGGGCAGCCCCACUCCUGCCCCCGGGGGCCCGGGGGCUCCCCCCGCCUCCUCCUCCCCUGCCCCCUCCUCUUCCUCCUCGCCUUCGGGAGGAGCCGGAAGAGCAGGAGAGCACCUGCCCCAUCUGUCUGGGGGAGAUCCAGAAUGCCAAGACAUUGGAGAAGUGCCGGCACUCAUUCUGCGAGGGCUGCAUCACCCGGGCCCUGCAGGUGAAAAAGGCCUGCCCCAUGUGUGGCCGCUUCUAUGGGCAGCUGGUGGGCAACCAGCCCCAGAAUGGGCGGAUGCUGGUCUCUAAGGACGCCACACUCCUGCUACCCAGCUAUGAGAAGUACGGCACCAUCGUCAUCCAGUACGUCUUCCCGCCCGGUGUCCAGGGGGCUGAACACCCAAACCCAGGAGUUCGGUAUCCUGGCACCACACGGGUGGCCUACCUCCCGGACUGCCCUGAGGGCAACAAGGUGCUGACCCUGUUCCGCAAGGCAUUUGACCAGCGUCUCACCUUCACUAUCGGCACGUCCAUGACCACAGGGAGACCGAAUGUCAUCACCUGGAACGACAUCCACCACAAGACCAGCUGCACAGGGGGACCCCAGCUGUGCGACACUCCUUCUUCCCUUCUCUUGGCUCCUCCCCUUUUCUCCAUUUCCAACCUGGGGAAGCCCCUCUCUUUGGGAACCUCCUAAACUGGAGAGGACCACACCCAAACUAUUCAACCAUCUCCUCCAUCCCAGUUUCUCCUCUCUUCAGCCUGAUCCUGAUGUGCCCGCUUAGCCUACAAAAAUAAGCAGAAUUAGGCUCAGUUAUCUUGGGUUUGGGUAACCUUAUGGGAGGUGGGCAGGGGCUAGGAUGGGGCACCAGGAGGAAGGUGAGCUUGGGGCUAUGAAAAGCCUGAACAGCUAACCCUGACCCUCAUUUCUCUUUGCUCCCAGGUUUGGGUACCCGGACCCCACUUACCUGACCCGGGUGCAAGAGGAGCUGAGAGCCAAGGGCAUCACCGAUGACUGAAGGACAUCCCCCUUGUGAGGCCCCUGCUGUUCUCCUCCAGUAGGACCCAACGGAAGCCUCUGUUCUCUCUCCCUCUGCCCCCCUCACCAAGCUAGUAGGGGAAGGUCCUGCUGGGGAAGGCGGUCUGAGAGGGAGGGGCCAUCCCUUCCCCAGCCCCCCACAGGCCGAGUACUUCAGUGCAGUGUGAGCCACUCCUUUCUGGCAGAGGCUGACAUCCUAGGCUCUGCUCCCCUCCUCCCGGUGUACAUACUCCCAGUCUCCCUGCCCCCUCCACUGCCCUUGGCUUUUUCUGGUACGUGCUGUGCUCCAGUGACUAAGCUGAGAGAGGACCUGGGUGGGGAGGGAAGGGUCUCUUGAACCCCCGCCCCAACUCCCACAUACUGCUCCACUGCUGAACUUCUCUGCAGGGGAGGGGAACCGGGCUGCUGUGAGCCCCCAAGGAGCCGGCCCUGUGUGUUCUUCAGAAACAGUUCCCCUUCUACCUUAACCUUGUCCUUUCUCUCCUGUGUCUCUGUCUCUGUUGGUCUUUCUCUCCCGCUUUUCUCUGCCCCCUAUAAGGAGCCUCCUUACCCUGUUCUGGAAUCGCCGCCAGACUGUAGCUUUUAAUUUAAUAAAAAUAAAGUAAAAUAUGCAACUCUC